AUGUCAGUGCAAACUGUGCCUAGAGCAAUGCCCUUAAUGGACAAGCAGAAUAGCACACGAAUAGUAACGCCCACACUACCUCCUAAUCAACAUAGAAAUAUAUCAGGCGCGUCCACCAAUUUGCCCUCACCCUUAGAACGCAAGAAUUCACGGAGGUAUAUUUGGAAUAGGAUCAAAUUGAAGGACUCUCCAUUUCCCCGUUAUCGCCACUCUUCCUCUUUUAUAACUACUAACGAUAAUAGGAUUUUUGUGACCGGCGGACUUUAUGAUCAGUCAGUAUAUGGGGAUGUUUGGGAAAUAACUGCUAAUGCAAAUGGUACGAGCUUUACUUCCAAGAGGAUACAAAUUGAUCACAAUACGCCUCCUCCCAGAGUAGGACAUGCUUCUACUAUGUGCGGUAAUGCUUACGUAGUAUUUGGCGGUGACACACACAAGCUAAAUAAGAAUAGAUUGCUGGAUGAUGAUCUUUACCUUUUCAAUAUUAACUCUUAUAAAUGGACCAUCCCGCAUCCUAUCGGUUCUAGACCGUUGGGAAGGUACGGCCAUAAAAUUUCUAUAAUUGCAAGCAAGCAGAUGCACACUGAAUUAUAUUUGUUUGGCGGACAAAUAGAUGAAACCUAUUUCAACGAUCUGGCGGUGUUUGAUUUAUCAUCAUUCCGUAGGCCAAAUUCUCACUGGGAAUUCUUGGAACCUAUCAGUGCCCUACCUCCCCCUCUGACAAACCAUACAAUGGUGACCUUUGAUAAUAAAUUAUGGGUGUUUGGUGGGGAAACGCCGAAGACAAUAAGCAACGAUACAUACUGUUAUGAUCCAAUACAAAACGCUUGGUCUAAAGUUGAAACUACGGGUGAAAAACCUCCACCAGUGCAAGAGCAUGCCAGUGUGGUAUAUAAACAUUUAAUGUGUGUGUUUGGUGGUAAGGAUAUCCACAACACGUAUUCCAAUGAUGUUUAUUUCUUAAAUCUGCUAUCGCUUAAAUGGUUUAAACUUCCCUGUGUCAAGGAAGGCAUACCUCAAGAACGAUCUGGACAUUCUUUAACCUUGAUGAAUAAUGAAAAGCUUGUUAUUAUGGGUGGUGAUAAAUUUGAUUACGCCAGCUCAAAUAUUCUCGAUAUGCACACAUCGGAAGUUGACCAAGGAGGAGGAACUUUAUUGUAUACUCUAGAUCUAUCGUCUUUAGACGAAUUAUGUCCGGGGAUAAUGAGCGAAUCGCUGCUUGUACAAGGAAAUGUUCGUACUAUUCCCUCUUGGAACUCUGAAACCUCUAAUACUGUUGAAAACGAAAACCAAGAGAUGAUAAAUAUUCUUACACCAAAAUUACCUAAUACUAAAACGGCAUUUACCAACGAUAUCGAUGAAGAGCCCCGAGAUUAUACCAGUUCUUUUGAUGAUAAGACACUCCCAUACCAGAAUAAUACAACGGAAAAGACACCGCAGUCUUCCAAAUCGGGCAAAACCACUGAUAACAAGUUUGCAACAAAUGAAAAAAGACCUGAGGCUGGUAUUGAAGUGACGAAUGGUAAUCUUACUCUUCCACAAGGACUGGCAAUAUAUGAAGAAGAGUACACCCGUCCCUCAGUCGGUGAUUCCUCAAGUGAUAAAGUAAUUCCUAAAACCCUCUAUGAUGAUCUAAGCUUGCACAUAAAAACAUUGCAUCUCGAAGCGCAGCAAAAGGAACUCGAAACUGCGAGACAUAUAUCUGAAUUGGAAAAGGAGCUCCAGAGGCUUACAGUUAUCAAAGAAGCUUCAAAAGAUUCCAAUUUUCAAAUGGCACGGCUUAAAAAUUUAGAAAUCCAGAAGACCUUUUUGAAAUCCAGAAUCAAUGAUUUGGAAAAUUUAAUAACUGUAAAACUUUCACAAGUGAAUGAAAUCCGUGGAAAAAUUACGGUUCAGAAUAUUAAACUCAAAACGGAUUUUGAAGGUGUCAAUAUUAAGAAAGAUAUUGUUGAUCUUGAAAAUAAAUGUGAUGUUCUGAAGCGUCAAAAUGAAAUACUUGUAAGUAAGAUGCAGAAAGAGAACCCUAAACUUCUCACUUGUUUGGAAGAUUCAUCUCAUCGUUUGAAUAAAUUAUUAAAAAUGUAUUCUGCUAGUAUCCAACUCUCUUCUCACAAGAAGAACGAAAUAUAUGAAAAAGAACCACUGAUAAAAAUAGAAAAGAUUGUUAAUGAAAUGCAUGAGACCGCACGUAUCAAAGAAGAAUUACAACUUGAAGCCCAGAAGGUUUAUAAUGAAAGAGACAUUUUGCAAGCUGGCUUGGUGGAUAAAAGCAACAAGCUGGAUGCUUUAAAAAAAAUAUCUGCCGGAAGUUCGAAAUCUAUGAGCUUGACCAAAAAAGCCAUUGACUUAUCGCGAUCAGAGCUCGAAAAAUAUCAUAAAUGUAACAAUACUUUGCAGCAGGAAAUCGAGCGGAUUAGAUCUGAACAAGAAAUACAGGAUAAAAAACAAGGUAAUAAACAAGAGCAGCACAACACAACCACUUACAACAAUUUAGAAGCGCUACACAGGAUGAAAGUGAACAAUCUAAAAGCGGAGCUCUAUAUUUCGAAGGGAGAUAGAGACUCCCUUAAGGACGAGCUGUUAGUUUUGAAGAAAAGAUUAUACACUCUUAAACAAGCUCAACAGCCACAAUAA
Messenger RNA from Saccharomyces mikatae IFO 1815, 2631 nucleotides. It is a transcript of the gene KEL2, whose product is annotated as Kel2p. NCBI's taxonomy places the organism in Eukaryota, Fungi, Ascomycota, Saccharomycetes, Saccharomycetales, Saccharomycetaceae. The record is from RefSeq and is a predicted model, not a curated record. Gene Ontology annotation, molecular function: protein binding. The transcript has a single exon. Gene Ontology annotation, biological process: regulation of cell shape. Bases 1 to 2631 code for a protein of 876 amino acids.